UUGAGCGAGUCUGAGCUGGCCGAGAUCUUUCUCGCGCUGGUCCGCUGAGCGCGCAGGCUAGCAGGGACUUUUCUCUCGCUGCUGGGCCGGGCACUCUGCUAUGGCGCGGAAGUCGAGUCGGCCUUUGCUUCUCCUGCCGCUCGUGCUGGGCAUGACCCUGGCGGGCGUCCCCAGCCGUCUGCCCCUGGUCCUCAACACUUGGCCUUUUAAGAAAGCCACCGAAGCAGCAUGGCAGACGUUAGCAUCUGGAGGCUCUGUCUUGGAUGCGGUGGAGAACGGCUGUGCUAAGUGUGAGGCGGAACAGUGUGAUGGCACUGUAGGCUUUGGAGGAAGUCCUGAUGAACUUGGGGAGACCACCCUUGAUGCCAUGAUCAUGAAUGGCACUGCUAUGGAUGUGGGAGCAGUGGGAGACCUUAGAAGAAUUAAAAAUGCAAUUGGAGUGGCACGGAAGGUCCUAGAGCAUACAACACACACGCUUUUAGUAGGAGAGUCAGCCACCAAGUUUGCUGAAAGUAUGGGGUUUACCAAUGAGGAUUUAUCUACCAGUGCCUCUAGAGCUAUUCAUUCAGAUUGGCUUUCUCGGAACUGCCAGCCAAAUUAUUGGAAAAAAGUUGUACCAGAUCCUUCAAAAUACUGCGGACCCUACAAACCUCCUGUCUUCUUAGAGAAGAGUAAUCCUGCCUACAAAGAAGCGGAUGUUCAUGGUCAUGAUACUAUUGGCAUGGUUGUAAUCGAUAAGAUGGGACAUACUGCUGCUGGCACAUCUACAAAUGGUCUAAAAUUCAAAAUACCUGGCCUGAAUGUCUGUGCUGUCCACAGUCGUGUAGGAGAUUCCCCCAUCCCUGGAGCUGGGGCCUAUGCUGAUGACUUGGCCGGAGCAGCUGCAGCCACUGGGGAUGGUGAUAUACUCCUGCGCUUUCUGCCAAGCUACCAGGCUGUACAAUAUAUGAGCAGAGGAGAAGACCCAGCCAUAGCUUGCCAAAAAGUGAUUUCCAGAAUUCAGAAAUAUUAUCCGAAAUUCUUUGGAGCUGUUAUAUGUGCUAAUGUGACAGGAAGUUAUGGUGCUGCUUGCAACAAACUUCCAGCAUUUACUCAAUUUAGUUUCAUGGUUUAUAAUUCUCUACAAAAUCAGCCAACUGAAGAAAAAGUAGACUGUGUCUAAUCCAUCUUGUCUGUCAGCAUAUGUAUUUAAAGAGAAGCACAAAGGCUGGAAAGUUGCUUACUGACAACAUUCAGUGAUGUUCCUGUGCAAAUUAAGUGCAAAAAUAAAUUAUAAUGUAGUGCUAUUUCUUAUCUACAUUUUUAUUUAUUUACUUCUAUUUAAGGUCUGUUUAUCACAUGAAAAUGAAUAUGCAUUUAUACAUGAUGUAUAUUUUUAAACUUUAAGUGAUAUUUGAAUUUAUAAUCACUGUGGUAAGAAACGACUACUCUGCGGCUUUAUUUUUGCAAUGUCAUAGUAAGUAAAGUAUUUGUAUUUGAGUACCUCAGAUUGCACAAGCAAUCUCAGUACAGAGAAGAGAGUAAUACAACAGAUUAGAUGUGGUUAAAUUUCAGAAGUUACAGUGAUACGUCUCUUAUGACUGAUCAUUGUUUUACCAAAUGUUCCGUAAUAGUUCAAAACAGAAAUAAUGCUAUUAAAGUAUAUGUUUUGUUCUGUACAUUAUGAAAAGCUGACGAGUAUUUCUCUGGUUUUCUUUGGAUUUCUCAUUGAUAGAUCACUCAGUAUGUGACUGUUGUUGAUGCACAAAAAUCUCUGAUCUUUGUGCAGCUGAUACUCAGUAUUGAUCAUUUCUUUUGAAAAUCAUUUAGGGAGCUCUUUUCUGUGAGUUUACUAAUCUCUUAUGCCAAGGUUGUGGUUGCAGUUAGAAAAUGGAGCCCAUGGUAGCUCAGUAUCCAAGUGGGCAACCUAGUAAGGGGAACAGGGACUAUUUCUAACAUAAACUCAAUGGCUGGCUCUUUGACCUCCCUCCCCUCCACCCGAGGGAGGAGUGGCCCUGCUAGGCCACAGAGGAGGACCAUGCAGCCAGGCCUGAAGAUACCUGAUAAGCUAAGGUCAGAUGAAAGGGGAGGAGGUCCUCCCCAUCAGUGGACCUGGAAAGGGGUAGGGAGAAGAUGAGGAAGGGAGGGUGGGAUUUGGGAGGGAAUGAGGGAACGGGAUACAGCUGGGAUACAAAGACAAAUAGGAUGGACAUUGGUUGUAGGAGAAAACAAGUAACAGGACAGGAGCCUACCACUGAAGGCCUCUGAAUGUCUCUAACUAGCAGUGUAUCAAAACAGAUACUGAGACUCAUAACCAAGCCUUGGGCAGAGUACAGGUAAUCAUAUGAAAGAAGGGGGAGUUAGUAUGAUCCAGAGAGGACAGGAGCUACCCAAGGACCAAAUAUAUCUGGGCACAGGGGUCUUUUAUGAGACUGUUUCUCCAACCAAGGAUCCUGUAUGGAUAUAACCUAUAACUCCUGCUCGGAUGUAGCCCAUGGUAGCUCAGCAUCCAAGUAGGUACCCUAGUAAGGGGAACAGGGACUAUUUCUGACAUGAACUUCUUUUUAAAAUGUCAUGAGUUCAGUUCAUGAGUUUGGUGAUUGAAUUUAGACCUCAGGACCUAAUUAAGCUAAUUUAAUACCUUUAAUUGUACAAUUGUAAAAUUCAUUUGAGUAAUUUCUAUUGGAUACCUGUUUUUUAAUUGGGUAGCAAUUCUGAAAAUAAUAUGUCUGUGUCAUUUUGCUGGUCAAUUUUUGGUUAAUAUUUCAUGCUUUUGUAAAAACUCUAAAUGGUUUAUUCUCUUCAGUACUAGUUAUGUAUUACGCAGUAGGUUUCCAGUUAUUUUACACAAUUAAAAGAUGACAUGAUGAGGUCCCCAAAAGUAUAAAUUGUGGUUAAUAAGUGCCAGAUGAUAAGGGUUUUCAUAUAUAACCUAGGGUCAGCCAGUUUAAAAAAAAACUGUCAUAUUUUAGUACUGAGAAUAUCACACUCAAAGGAUAAAAAAAUGACCACAUUCAGGAUAGAUAUAAUGGAAGUUGAACUGCUGUGUUCAACCUAUUUGCCUUCGAGUUAAAGAGAAGGAAGUUAUUGUUUCAGUGCAUGGAUAGUGCAUUAAGAAUUGGUCAUUUGAUUUAAACUUGUGACCUUUCCAAGUGCUGUAUUUGAUGUGUUUGCUUAUUUAUUUUCCCUAAUUAAAAUCUUAUUUCUAUAAUGUGAAUGGUGACAUAUAAUGAUUUUAAGAAAAUCAUAUCUUAGAACAAAUGUAGGAAAACAAAAUCCCUUCUAAUUGCUAGUAAUCUAUCUCAUUUCUUUCAGACUUGUGCAAAACCCUUGAGCAACAUAAAUGUCAAAAUAAUUCUCUCCAUUUCUAAAUAAAACUAGUAUUAUUCA
Molecule: messenger RNA, 3369 nt
Organism: Meriones unguiculatus (Mongolian gerbil)
Lineage: Eukaryota; Metazoa; Chordata; Mammalia; Rodentia; Muridae
Gene: Aga
Product: aspartylglucosaminidase
Exons: 9
Coding region: 101-1162 (353 amino acids)
Biological process (GO): protein deglycosylation
Cellular component (GO): lysosome
Molecular function (GO): N4-(beta-N-acetylglucosaminyl)-L-asparaginase activity
Source: RefSeq, a predicted model, not a curated record